UGACCAUGUAAUGUCGGGCAUGCUGCAAGUGUACAAGAAGACUCAUACUAGACGUGAUGAAACCCCGGUGACUAAUGUUGCAAAGGAAACUAUGUCACAAAUGGAGAAACUUGUAGAGCAACGUGAGAUAGGAGAAAUUAAUAUGACUGAUGAAGAAAUUUAUAAAACAGUCAAACGUAAAGGUAAAUCUGGGCGUGAUCGUGGCAUGGGAGUAAGUCCUUCUAUUACAUCACUGUUGGGAUCUAUUAGCGAAGGGGAGAAGUUGCGUAAAGAAGCCGAAGAGGCCAAGAAGCAGGCGAGUGAAGCUAAGAAAGAAGCAAAUGAAGCUAAUGAGAAAAAUAAAAUGCUGACUAAGGAGGUGAACAAUUUUAAAAAUGAAGUCCGAGUUAUGAAAGGUGUUAUGGAAAAAUUCUUCAACCUUAUGGGCAGUGAUUUUUCUAAGUUGAUUGCGAAAGAGGUA
Molecule: messenger RNA, 460 nt
Organism: Cuscuta epithymum
Lineage: Eukaryota; Viridiplantae; Streptophyta; Magnoliopsida; Solanales; Convolvulaceae
Source: the annotation of a GenBank genome assembly